AUGCUCCAUCAUGCCAAGUUGGACAAGUGCUUCUGGGCUGAAGCGGCAAUGACGGCCGUCUAUGUGAAGAACCGUUUGCCGUCACCCAAGAUUCCACACAAGACACCGUUCGAGAUUGUCUACAAUUCUAAGCCAAGUGUCAAGCACAUGCGCGUUUUUGGGUGCCAAGCAUACAUCUUGACCCCGAAGGAGAAACGACUCAAGUGGGAUCCCAAGGCCCGGGCUGGAUUGUUUUUGGGCUACGAAGAAGUGUCCAAGGCGUAUCGAGUUUACGACAUCGAAGCGGGGCAGGUGAUGAUAAGUCGCGAUGUCAACUUCGAUGAGUCGGCCUUUGGAAUGUCGAUGCUGAUUUCCGAUGACGAUGUUGAUGGCCUGGACUUCGAAUCGAUCGAUCUUGAUGAUGAAGAACCGCGUCCGAGACACUUCAAACAAACAGGAAAGCGCAAGGCCCAACCCAGUCACGACAAUGACGACGCAAGCAUGCCCCGAGCAGUGCGCCAACGACCCGGAUUGGAAGAGUCAAGUGCGCCGGAUGACCUCUCUUCACGUCGAGCCAACGAAGAUGAAGAAAGGAAGUCGGAGGAACAACAUGACACACCGACUUCCUCCGCGUUUUGGCAUGCGAGUGCAAACGCCGUCGAAGCAGCGGUCGAUUUUUCGGAGCCAUUGACAUUUGAAGAGGCAGUGUCUGGCCCGGACCAAGUACACUGGCGCAAGGCAAUUGAUGCGGAGCUCGAUUCGAUGAAGCUUCGCGGUGUCUUUCGUGCGGCCAAGUUACCCAACGGACAAAGCGCCAUUGGCACAAAGUGGGUCUUCAAGAUCAAGCGCAAGGCGGAUGGGUCGAUCGAGAAAUACAAGGCACGACUUGUGGCCAAGGGUUUUCGCCAAAAGUAUGGCAUCGACUACACGGAGACGUUCUCGCCCGUGGUCAAGUAUGUGACGCUGCGAAUGGUCAUCGCCAUUACCAAGCACUUUGGAUGGCCCCUCGACCAGCUCGAUGUGGUGACUGCGUUCCUGUAUGGAGUGAUGAAGGAGAAGGUGUUCUGCGCUGUUCCGGAAGGCGUCAAGAUGGAAGGUGAUUUCGACUGUCUCGAGCUGAUCAAGGCGAUCUACGGUCUCAAGCAAGCCUCGCGUGUUUGGAACGAGACCUUCGACGAGUUCAUACGCUCGAUUGGUUUUCAAGCGUCGGGAUUCGAUCCAUGUCUCUACAUCAUGACUUCGGAAGGCCAUUGUGUUUUUGUGCUGGUCUACGUGGACGAUGUCUUGGUGACUGGAAGCUCGCUCGAGAUGAUUGCGCGCACCAAGAACGACCUCAAGACACGCUUCGAGAUGACGGACAGCGGCAAGUGUGCCUUUGUUCUUGGGAUCGAGCUAUUGGACGGUGAAGAUGGCAGCGUGACUAUGUGUCAGCGCCGUUAUGUCGACGAUGUCCUCAAGCGCUUUGGAAUGGAGGAGUGCAAGGCUGUGGCAAGUCCGGUGGACGUCAGCUCUCGACUGGUUCCAAGCAACUCUGCAAGCAAGGUGGAUGUCCCAUUCCGUGAAGCAGUGGGUGCUUUGAUGCAUCUGACGACUGCAACGCGACCGGACAUCGCCUAUGCUGUAAGCUUUGUGUCACGGUUCAUGGAGAAACCCCAAGAAGAACACUGGGUUGCAGUCAAGCGCAUCUUCCGCUACCUACAAGGCACCAAGAUGCAUGGAAUCUGCUACAAGCCAAGUGCGAAGAUCGACUUUCGUGGCUAUUCAGAUGCAGACUGGGCCGGUGACCUUGCUGAUCGCAAAUCGACGUCCGGCUACGUCUUCAUGCUAUUGGGUGCUCCGGUGAGUUGGGGCAGCAAGAAACAGCCAAGUGUGUCACUGUCUACAAGCGAAGCGGAGUACAUCGCGCUCAGCCUGGCGAUCCAAGAAGGCAAGUGGAUCAAUCGCUUGCUGUGCGAAAUCAUGGCGGCUGCAAACGAAGAAGGACCCGAGCUCGUCAUCCGUGAAGACAACCAGUCGUGCAUCAAGAUGACGAAGAAUCCGGUCAACCACGGCCGCGCUAAACACAUCGACAUCAAGUACCAUCACAUCCGUGAUGAAGUCAAGCGCGGCGAAGUGAAGCUUGAAUACUGCGAGACGACGUUGAUGUUGGCGGACAUCAUGACCAAGGCACUUCACGGACCGCGUCACAAGGACUUGACGGCGGCGCUUGGCAUCCGUGCGUGUUCGGAUUGA
This is a messenger RNA of Peronospora matthiolae, 2211 nucleotides long. The record is from the annotation of a GenBank genome assembly. Lineage: Eukaryota; Oomycota; Peronosporomycetes; Peronosporales; Peronosporaceae.